UGUCAACGUCCGAGAUGCAUCCGUGGCUGAGGCGCAUUAUCGGCACGCUCCGCUUGCAGUGGAAUCUCGCGAAAUAAGAAUCGUCCGCGAAGACAUGUCGCCGCCGCCGUAGCGCUCGUGACGAACGCGCGCGACGAAUGAAGAUUUUCGCGGACAAAAUAAUAAUAAUAAAGGAAACGAGCAGCAUGCCGGUCACGGGAACGAGGAGAUUAUGCAGAAUGGGACUCGUCGCGGUCUUGGUCACCGCGUUGUGCAUCCUGACUCUGCUGGACUCGCCGCCAGCACGACUCCCGGAUCCACCGACCGAUCCUCCUCCCACGCCUGGGGGUGAACCGCCGGGCACAAGAAGCAUCGUCGCUUAUUCGUGGGCCCGAAGAUUGGCACUCGAUUACAGGCCCACCAAGCAGUGCGACGGUAAUGGUACGCGCGGAAUGGCGUUAAACGCAUACAAGCUGCCCGGCACGAAAUGGCUUGAGACAAUCCCGGGACAGCUCUUCCUGUACAGCGCCCACUUGGACCUCAGAAUCGCCGGUUACCCGAGCAUCAGAGUGAUUGGCGUUAAACGAGGAGCCCUGCCGUCCUCCGCACUCUUCUGCACUAUAUGGUACUGGAAGAACGGGAGGAUGUUAUCGUUGAGCGUGGAGGCGCUCAUCUCGACAAUCUGGUUGGACGAAUGGGGUGAGACGGCGGACAGUUAUACCGGAAUUCUCGUGAAUUGUCAAUUGCCGUUAGACGGCUCGAUACGCCAUGCAUCUCGGGUUCAUGUGGGUCCAAGUCCCUGCUUCAAGAAUGCUAGUCAUAGUUUAACAAUUCGCUCGGAAUUCGGUGACGAGACUUUUACCGAUCAGAAGAGACGCCGACAGUUCACUUUGUGCAUUAAAGGAUUGGACUUCGACGAGGACAUAUCGCAUAAACUAAUAGCUUUCGUUGAGCUACACCGUAUUCUAGGCGCGCAGUUCUUCUACUUCUACGUAUUCAACGUGCAUGAGAACGUACUCAAGGUGCUACGAUUAUACGAACGGUCGAAUGUGGUGCGAUGGUUCACGCUUGACCUGCCGGGUGAUUUGCCGAAUGAGAAGACGGCCCGAAGGCGAUUCCUCAGUGAGGACAUUUGGACAAAGAGGCGAAUGGAGCUGAUCCCAUACAACCAUUGCUUCUACGAAAAUAUGUAUCGCUCGGAGUUCGUGGUGCCGAUCGACAUCGAUGAGGCGAUUGUGCCGACGCGCCGGAAGACCUGGCACGAAUUGCUGCUGGACGAACGCGCAAAGCUCGGCAAAAGCUUCAAAGACUUCGCCUCGUAUUCUGUACGAAACGCCUAUUUCUUUCCCGAGCUGCAAAAUAAGAGUCAAACCGAUCGGUUGACCGGACUGGAUGAGAAGCUCCGUCGCUCGGCCGAGUAUACAGACUAUCUGGAUACCAUGAGAACGGCCAGUAUUUCGCCCGAGGGCGACUCGGUGAAAAGUUUCGUCUCUACGAAGCGCGCGUUAACGGUGCACAAUCACUAUGCUCUAACCACGCUGAACCCGUCCACUAGACGGGCUCAUCAUCUGGACUCAAACGACGUGCUCAAGCAUCAUCACCGAGCUUGCGACAGCCGACAUCUCGAUUGCGAUCUCUUAAUGGAGGACGUUAGGAUCGACGAAUCCGCUUUACGCUACGCGGACGAGCUGAAAACGAGAAUGAAGAUCGCCUUGGCCGAUCUCGACGCCCUGCCAUAG
Molecule: messenger RNA, 1718 nt
Organism: Cyphomyrmex costatus
Lineage: Eukaryota; Metazoa; Arthropoda; Insecta; Hymenoptera; Formicidae
Exons: 3
Coding region: 138-1718 (526 amino acids)
Cellular component (GO): cytoplasm
Molecular function (GO): glycosyltransferase activity
Source: RefSeq, a predicted model, not a curated record